Pneumocystis jirovecii RU7 is the source of this 489-nucleotide messenger RNA. RefSeq names its product prefoldin, alpha subunit. Gene Ontology annotation, molecular function: transcription corepressor activity. The coding region runs from base 1 to 489 and encodes 162 amino acids. Gene Ontology annotation, biological process: negative regulation of transcription by RNA polymerase II. The record is from RefSeq and is a predicted model, not a curated record. The transcript has 3 exons. Lineage: Eukaryota; Fungi; Ascomycota; Pneumocystomycetes; Pneumocystales; Pneumocystaceae.
AUGGCAUAUAUUUAUAAUGAAGAGAAAAUUAAUAAUAUUAAAGUAAACUCUAUUUCAAGAGAUGGUUAUGUUGAAAUUGAAAAAUAUAAACUUUUCAUAACUAAUAUAUUACAACCAAAACUUCAAUUACUUAUAAAAGAACGAGAACAAUUAGAUAAAACUUUAUUAGAAUACUUUAAAUUAAAAUCACAUAUUUUACAAAUCCAAAAUGAACAACUUGAUCAAAUAAAAGUAAUGAUUGACAUAGGAUCGAGUUUUUAUGUUCAGUCAAAAAUAACAGAUACAUCUAAAGUUAUUGUAUCUUUAGAUUGUGGUGAAAUUUAUACCGAAAUGACACAUAAUGAAGCUUUGCAAUUUAUUGAUAAAAAAGAAGAUAUUCUUAAAAAAAGGGCAGAAAUGAAAUCAAACUCUAUAAACAAGAUAAGAGCACAUAUUGUUGUAAUGAUGGAGAUUAUAAAAAGAAUUCUUGAAAAGCAAAAAAUAUCGUAA